GGGCUCGGCGACGCGUCUGCGAGCGUUUUCGCUGCGUUGUUGGCUCUUUCAUACUAACAGAUUGGCAAGCGUUCAGCGUCCGCUAAUCUCCCGCGAUUUGCACCCGAUAACACCCUGACCUGUCGGCGACUCAACGAUUUGCAAAUCGGGCUUAAAAUCAUGUAGUGUGAACUUGGCUUAAGGUUACUCCACUGACUAUUACGUUGGCGGUUAACGAGUCAAGCAUACCUUUUGAAGUGGAUACCGGUUGUGGUGUGACUGUGAUGAAUGGGUCCAAUUUUUCCAAAUUAUGGACAAAACAUAAAAUUCCAGAAUUAAAGACCUGUUCUUUGAAGUUGAAAACCUAUACUGGCCAAACCUAAGCAGGUGGAAGUUAGACACAAAGGAGUCAUGAAGGAGUUACGAGUAGUGGUGGUACCUGGAACAGGACCCAAUCUAUUGGGUAGAGGAUGGAUUAAAGAAUUGGGCAUGGAAUGGGAGGCCAUACAUAAGAUUCAAGGGAUGGAAAAUAUAACCUUGCCUGAAGUGCUUAGCCAACAUUCAGAGUUGUUUAAAGAGGAAUGGGGUGACUUGAGAGGUCCACCGGCCAAGAUUUAUGUGGACAAGGACGCGGUCCCCAGAUUUUUCAAAGCCAGACCCGUUCCUUAUGUUGACAAAGGUAGAAGCUGAAAUAGAACGCCUGUUAAGAGAAAAAAUCAUAGAACCGGUUAAACACUCUGAAUGGGCUGCCCCUGUAGUGCCGGUUUUAAAAUAGGAUAACACUGUGCGACUAUGUGGUGAUUAUAAGCUAACUGUGAAUAGAGUUUCAAAGUUGGAACAAUAUCCCAUCCCUCGAAUAGACGGUUUGUUUGCAACAUUGUCAGGUGGGCAAAAGUUUACCAACCUGGAUAUGAGCCAUGCAUACCACCAGAUUGCUUUAGAUGCGGAGUCCAAGAAAUAUGUCACAGUGAAUACUGAAUAACCACAAGGGCCUGUUUGCUUACCAUGUUUUACCCUUUGGAGUUUCUUCUAGUCCUGCCAUCUUCCAGAGGACUUGAGGGUGUACUGCUGCAAGGUCUUCCGUAUGUGGCGGUUUUCCUGGACGACAUCCUGGUGACUGGUCGUACUGAUGAGGAGCAUCUCCAAAUGCUCGCAAGGGUAUUGGAAAGAUUGCAGGAAGCAGGACUGCGGUUGAAACGGAGCAAAUGUUCCUUCAUGGAGAAAGAGAAUCCAGCAGAGAGGAUCAGUGUGUUCAGUCAUGGACAGGAGUGUGUUUGUGCUGCUGCUGCUGUCAGGACUCUUCUGGAGCAGUUCUGCUCUUUCUCGUCAGUAUCACUAUAUAAAUGUGAGAAUGUCGUGGCCAGAGGCUCAGAGUUACUGCAGAGAGAAGUACACUGACCUGGCUACUGUAGACACCAUGGAUGAUGUGAACCGGCUGGUGAAUAUAGUGGAUGCUGGAUACAGUGGAUCAGUGUGGAUUGGACUGAAGAGAGGGACACAGACACGCUGGGCUUGGUCUAAUGGAGAAAACAAAUCUUCUCUGUACUCUAACUGGGCUUCAGGAGAGCCAAAUCAGAAUGAAGAUUGUGUAUCUAUUCUUUACGGGUCCUGGUUUGAUAUGGGAUGUAGCUAUCGCCGAUAUUUUGUUUGCUACAAGGAAAAUAAUGGAUACACCAUGGUAAAAACUGCUAAAACUUGGAGUGAUGCUCAGAGCUACUGCAGACAGUAUCACACAGAUCUGGCCACUAUCCACAACUCUGAGGAAAAUCAACAGAUAACUCAGAUUCUUUUUUCUGGAUAUUACAUCUGGAUUGGUCUGUUCCAGGACUCUUGGGAAUGGUCUGAUAAAUGGAGCCGCUUCUUUAGAAACUGGGCAGCAGGACAACCAUCCCAGACUUCAGGAUCUGGAGACUGUGUCGGCAUGUCGACAACCAAUUCUGGGAAAUGGGCUCAGGAAAACUGUGAUCUACAGCAACCUUUUAUCUGCUAUGGAUGGCGCAAGUACCAGUACCAGUUUAUAAAUGAAAGCAAGACAUGGCAAGAUGCUCAGAGUUACUGCAGAGCGAGAUUCACUGAUCUGGCCACUGCUGACAACAUGAGUGACGUGAGUUUGCUGGUGAAUUCAGUGGAUGCUGGAUACAGGGGUUCAGUAUGGAUAGGUCUCCACAAUGGAGCAGAGUAUCGCUGGGUCUGGUCUAUGGGCUCACUGUCCCGGUAUAGUAACUGGUAUCCAGGAGAACCAAAUGGUGAUGGGGAGUGUGUGAUUAGUUUUAAUGGACGCUGGUAUGAUGAGAGCUGCAGUGCCGUUCUCCCAUUUGUGUGUUUCAAUGAUAGCACUGGUUUCAUCAUCACUGAGACUGCUUUGACAUGGAGAGAUGCUCAGAGUUACUGCAGAAAACAACACACUGAUUUGGCGAGUAUCAGCAGCGCAAAGCAGCAGAAUCUGAUCGGUAAUGCAGGAUCGCUCUGGAUCGGUCUGUUCAAGGACUCUUGGGAAUGGUCUGAUCGGUGGAAUCUCAGUUUUAGAAACUGGGCAGCAGGACAACCAUCCCAGAGUUCAGGAUCCGGAGACUGUGUCGGCAUAUCAACAACUGAUACUGGGAAAUGGGCUCGAUACAGCUGUGAUCUACAGCAACCUUUUAUCUGCUAUGGAGAUGACACGUUAAUUAAAAAGCAGAUCAUCAGACUGAAAUUGUCCUGUAAUGGAGAAUGCACAUUGAAUGAUCCUUCACGUCAGACUGCCAUUCUGAAUGAGAUCAGUGAAAAGCUGAAGAUCAUGGGGUUGGAAGGUGACAGCAAAAUAAACUGGAGGAAAGGUGAAGGUGAAAAUGUGUUUCAUCAGGAGAUCACUCGUACAGCGAGUUCCAGUAAUAAAUGUAAUAAAAAGUAAUCUGUUAUUUACAUCUUUUUAUCAAAAUUCUUGAUAUAUAUAAGAAUAUAAAGGGGGUUUUAUUUUAAGUCAAACUAGAUUGCUCUAAGGAAUUGUGAAGUAGUUGUACUAGAAUUAUCUAUAUUAUUUAAACACCAUGAAGUGUCAUUUUAUGUAAAAUAUACCAUUUACUAAAGCUUCCAUUUUCUAGUUUCUAGAGUAUAUGCAGAAAUAAAGAGUGAAAGGAUGA
Molecule: messenger RNA, 3098 nt
Organism: Pimephales promelas (fathead minnow)
Lineage: Eukaryota; Metazoa; Chordata; Actinopteri; Cypriniformes; Leuciscidae
Product: macrophage mannose receptor 1
Source: RefSeq, a predicted model, not a curated record